This is a messenger RNA of Malassezia globosa CBS 7966, 1896 nucleotides long. RefSeq lists its product as uncharacterized. Gene Ontology annotation, biological process: nuclear pore organization; spindle pole body localization. Gene Ontology annotation, cellular component: spindle pole body; nuclear pore transmembrane ring. The transcript has a single exon. The record is from RefSeq and is a predicted model, not a curated record. Gene Ontology annotation, molecular function: protein-macromolecule adaptor activity. Bases 1 to 1896 code for a protein of 631 amino acids. NCBI's taxonomy places the organism in Eukaryota, Fungi, Basidiomycota, Malasseziomycetes, Malasseziales, Malasseziaceae.
AUGCGCCCAAGGCAGGAACGCAUCCUGUUCCUGAGCACCGUGGCGUCUUACCUUCUGCUGGCCGCGAGUCUGCUCUCACCUCGUGCACUAUGGCAGCCCUGCAUGCUGCUCGGCACGCUUUGCCUCGUAGUAUGCGUGGUUCUGCCGCUUCUUCUCAUGCGCCGCACACAUUUGAUCCAUUCCACCCCCCCGAACGAGCUGGACCGCGUGCCAAUAUCCCGUGCGGCAUACGCGCGCCACAUUCUCUUGGCGGGCGACGUGUGGCCAUCACUUGGGAUGCAUGCUGUGCUUGGAAUGUUCACUGUGUUCAUCUAUGCAAGCACAGCCGUGUGUCUGCAAGGCACACAGAAGACCGCAUUGUCGCCCAUUCGCUAUGUCGAUGUAAACCAAGCAUACUAUGUGAACGAGACUUUCCUUGUCACCACGGCUUCUGCUGCCUGCUUAGGUAGUUUGUAUGCGGCAUGCUCUAUGCUUUGCUUCAAAGGUGCACGACGUGGCGUGCCACCCUUUGAUGCACGUCAUCUCGGCAUGCCUUUGUAUGUGCAUGCCAUGGACGCAUUGUCGUCCCAUAUUGUGCGGACACUGCCCGUCUUGUGUGUAUGGCCUGUGUUUUUCUGUGUAUAUGUCAUGGUGCGUGAUUCAUUCUGGACGACGGUCCUGCGCAUCACAGGCGUUGAUACCGUGGUCCGGCAAGCCAUCGUGCCAUCAUUCCGCGUGCCAUUCCACGCUUGGUCCAUGUUUGCAUCGGCUGUGCCAGUGCUGGUGCUGAUGAUGGUGCUUAUGGAGGUCAUUCACACUCUCUUUGACGUCUAUUGGACACACCCACUUCCUUCCAUCGUGUCUGCGUACAAAGAUCCCAUCACAGCGCUUCUGGGUGGCCUGACCGACAAUCAUGCUUUCUUUUCUACACACGCCUUCGCUGAGCUCACUCGACUUGCGAAGCAUGACAAGGCAUUCCGCCUAGCUGUCUACGACGAUGUGCAACGCUUGCAUGGCCGUCCUGUUGCGUUCCCUGCGAUCUCACAGGCGUGCAUUCGAGCGCUGGAUGCACUCGCUCCCGCUCCGGAAGCGAAGAUCAACAGCGCAGCACAACAACCUUUACCAAGCGCGAAAGCAUCUGGCUUGGCGACUGCUAAUACUGACACCGCCGCCGCCGCCGCCGCCGCCGCCGCUGCUGCUGCUGCUUCCAAAGCUUCCAAAGCUUCUCGUGCGCCGCCCCCCACGUCCUUGUCGUCUUCGCGCUUCAACAUCUGGCAGACGCUGGCGUCUCGGCCCGCGAGCACUUCAUCAUCUGCAAAGACGUCAAAUCCAGACGCUUCCAGCGCCUCUUCCAAGCCGCUGACAUCGGCACCCCCAACCUCCGCGCCAUCAGCCGCAUUCCUCGGAAAGUCUCUUGCUCAGACAGUAUGGAAAUGGAUCCCAUCCGAGGCCAAGCAUGUGCUUUUCCCCCAUACGAUCCACGCAGCUUUGUUUGCGCCCGAGUCCACGCUCCUGUUGGACACUACGCUGUACGUCGAAGCGCCGCGCGCUUGCUUCGCUGCGAUGGCUAUGGAGUCUAUGGUGCUCGCAUCCCUGACCGAGGACAAGUAUGGCAGUGUGCAGCACCAAGUCCAGGGUUUGGUCGAGGCACUCUCUCGUGCGCAUACGCGCAUGGAGCGCGUGCGGCAAUCGGCAGAAAGCUUGGCCGUCCAGGCCGAUAGCCAGCACGUUCGCGACAUGUCUGUCUGGCGCGGCGCGCUCGCCGACGCUGGGUCAGAUGCAGCAGCGACCUUUGGCCCUGCAUUUGCACCUUUCUUCACCGAAAUGCAGAUGGCCUGGAGUGCGUACAUGUGUUUAGACUCGGCUCUCUCGAGGGCGACACGCCGCAUCACCGAGACCUUUGCUGCCUUCAAGUGA